This is a messenger RNA of Alternaria burnsii, 1329 nucleotides long. RefSeq lists its product as uncharacterized. The record is from RefSeq and is a predicted model, not a curated record. The coding region runs from base 1 to 1329 and encodes 442 amino acids. NCBI's taxonomy places the organism in Eukaryota, Fungi, Ascomycota, Dothideomycetes, Pleosporales, Pleosporaceae. Gene Ontology annotation, molecular function: protein binding. The transcript is spliced from 5 exons.
AUGCCUGCCUCCAUUACCAGUUAUGCAAACUAUCUCCCCAGCGAACUACUUCUUGAGAUCUUGGCUCAUUUCGAAACGCUGGGCAAGCUUGAAAGGCAAACGACGCUAGCUCGCUUCUCAGCAGUCAAUAGACAGUGGUAUGAUGUAGCAGUUCAACCGUUAUAUGAAUCACCAUAUCUGUCUGGAAGCGCAUACGAACUCUUUGUACGCACGAUAUGUCCUUCUGUACUAGCUCGCAUCAAGCCGACGGCGUUGGCGAGUUUGGUGAAGUCCCUUGACUUAUCCCACAUCGUACACCAAGGCGCCAAGUCCACAACGGCUAGAUUACUAGGCAGAACAAGAGCAUCUCUUGAAGUCUUUGUAGCACCCCAAGCUAGCUUUGCGAUUAAUUGCUGGGCUAGUCUAAGCAAAUGCACUCGACUGCGCGUUCUUGACCUGAGCCUGUCAGUAACCCCCAAGUACAUGAUGCAUUCGGCUCGUAGACUGACGCGCAAUUUCAAUAUCAGGGUUUCAGAAUGCAUCAGCUUCCAGAGCCUGAACCAAACUAUACGGCAGUUGGGAGAUUUGCGUGAGCUUUACUUGCCUCGCUGUUCGUCGAGAUACGAACCACCAGCGACGCCAGGUGGUCCCAGCAUCCGCUGGCCACCCAAGCUGGAACAUCUUGCGUUGUCCGGAUCAGUCUCGGGUCAGUUCCUAUGGGACAUGUUACGACAACCAGACAACUUCCCACCGACGUUCUCCUCACUAGGUAUCUACCAUAGUCCUGGGCUAGAUCAACAAGGCAUCAGGCCGCUGCUCAACAGUUUAGCUGCGUCGCUAACCGUUGUCGAACUGCGCGAUUUGCCGGCCGUCAAGCAAGGUCGACUGAACGGUGUGCUAGACUGGCUACCUAACUUGGUAUCUCUGACUAUUGCGCUCGACUAUAUUGACAGUCGGUUCGGAAAUAUGCCACCAGACUUUUCUCCGGCGCGAUGGCAAGAAGCCAAGCCACUGUACAGCCUCACCCUUGUCGCCUGUGGACGAACUGGCGAUCCGUCACGCAGCUUUACCAUGACUGAUCUUUUUACUAUGAUAGACGAGCGUUUCUUGGGCCGUUUACGCUAUUUGAGUAUAGGAUGGAGUACUGAGUGGCAGAGUGAAGAUGAGGUUUUGGGUGCGCUGGAUUCUAGUAUAGAUGACUUGGAUAAGGAGAAUUGGUUGGAGCGCAGAUGGCACUAUCAGGAUUUGGAUUUUACGGAUACGAGAGACAUGGAAUACGAGCAAUGGAGAACAAACACAGUAAUGGGUAGAAGGAUGAGACCGCGAUUUCGACUUUUGAAAAAUCGAUGA